This is a messenger RNA of Varroa destructor (honeybee mite), 4977 nucleotides long. It is a transcript of the gene Blimp-1, whose product is annotated as PR domain zinc finger protein 1. Gene Ontology annotation, molecular function: RNA polymerase II cis-regulatory region sequence-specific DNA binding; protein binding; DNA-binding transcription repressor activity, RNA polymerase II-specific. NCBI's taxonomy places the organism in Eukaryota, Metazoa, Arthropoda, Arachnida, Mesostigmata, Varroidae. Gene Ontology annotation, biological process: regulation of transcription by RNA polymerase II; cell fate commitment. Gene Ontology annotation, cellular component: nucleus; cytoplasm. The record is from RefSeq and is a predicted model, not a curated record.
AGUUACACAAUAACUCAUCAUUGCUUACUGGGCGGUGGCAGCAAAAGCAACAGCUUUCCCUGUCCGUUCCUUAGAUAGCUUCUUUCCAGCCACCUUUUGACUAUCUGUAUAUUCAACGGAGUAACUGUAAGUGCAGACACAGAAGCACCAGGAGCUAGGCAUGUCAUUCAAAGGAGUAGCCACUACUACGAUGACUACAAAGUCAAUAUCGACGUGGGCUUGCAAUAGCGCGAAGAUGUUACUUUGUAUCUAUUUAUCUAUUCCGUCGAUUGCUUGGCUGGUUAAUUGCUCUGUCCAGUGUGUAACGACGGUUACGCUGUUAGUUAGACAGCGACCGCGACCGCGACAUUGAAGUGUCGUCUAAUAUUUUCUCAUCGUCCGGUUCACGAGUAGCCGCAGCAGUAGAACUGCCAAAGCUCAUCACAGGAGUAGCGGUAGCAGCUUCCAUUCGCGUAGCAGGCGAAUAUGGUUCGUUUAGAGCAGUUACGUCGGCGUACUGCUGUUGCCGCUGUUGUUACUUUGAUGUAUUUGUUGGCUGGCUGACCUUGUCAAGGCGGAAGGGGCCUUCUGUUGUUAAUGCUCGUGUACACAGCAGGUAUGUUAUGGUACUCGCUACCCCGGCACAGUUAUGACUUCUGAUAUAACAGCUGCCAUGGUUAUCGACUUCAAGACUUCGCUGCCUAGUAUGACAUGGCAACGGCUUGUGGCGAUGUCACUCUAAGUUAAUUCGCUAAGUUCUGGUUCGUUCGGUUUGGCAUUUGUUUCAUCUUGCAGGAAAAGUACAACAAGGUCACGGAAACUGAAGCGUCGUAAGCGCCUUCAUCACCAUCUGUAACGACGGCUAUUCGCAAAAUAUAUACAUACAUAUAUGUAUAUAUAUACACAUACAUAUAUAUACAACAUCAGAAGCAGAUAUAGAAAUUGAAAAACUUGUAACAGAGCCUGGAAAAUAGCACAGCAUCUCAAUGAACUAAAUAAAGCCUCUGAGAUCGAUCGUUUCAUUGAAGACGUUCAUCAAGCCAUCCAACAUGACCUCAGCUUGCGCAAAAGCACAGAAAAUGGAAGCUCCUCUAACGGAGAGUGGUGCGAUGGAUCUUUCCAAGAUUCGCGAAGAAGACUUCGAACAGCUGGCAGUGUAUCUAGUUCCUGACCGGCCCGUUGAUGAGCAAGACGGUGACCACAAUAGCACGGGUAGACAGGAUCGAGAGCAAACAGCUAAAAAUCGUGCAGUUUCCUCUUUACCGCGCAAUCUUGUUCUUAAACCCUCACAAACUCUUCCUGGUGUACUUGGCGUAUGGAGUACAGAUUACAUUCCACGCGGCACCCGGUUUGGUCCAUUAAUAGGCGAGCGUUAUGAACGCGACGCCGUUCCGCCGGACGCGAACCGCAAGUAUUUCUGGCGAGUUUACUCUUCCGCUUCGGCAGAGGACGGUAGCCACUGCAGCGAUUACCAUUAUAUAGAUGGUUUUGACGUCACGAAGGCAAACUGGAUGCGUUACGUGAGCCCAGCUUACUCGAGUGCCAAGCAGAACCUGGUCGCGUGCCAGCUUCGCGGGAAAAUUUACUUUUACACGCUGCGGGCCGUUAUGCCUGGCCAAGAACUGCUCGUAUGGUACUGUCGAGAGUUCGCCCAGAGGCUCAAUUAUCCAGAGACAGGCGAACUCAUGCUGCAGCGAAUUAACGAGCAGAUACGUUUAAGCCAGCGAGAUGACGAGACCUCGGCCGAGAAGCCCGAUGACCCCAAUCCCAUCCAGAGUCCCGAUCCUUCCCCUGUCGCAAAGCAGAUUAAGCAGGAGCAGCUGGCAGAUCCUGAACAAACAGCUGACGCAAGUCCGAUGAGUCUGCAGGUUAUGCCGGCUACGCCUUUCGGGUCGCGUUCCGAUGAGGGUUACCAGACGAGCACUUCUUCGAGCAGUGAGAGGCAUUCGCCACCGUCGCAUUCCGAGUUUCUGGAUGAGAACUGUCCCACAACGCCGGAAGAACUCGGUAUUGCUUUGCGCCUUUCGGCCGAUUCCGACGAGGAUGCUAUGUCCGAUUGCUCCGAUUACGUACUCGACUUUAGCAACAAACGACCAUCAGCCCCUACCACCAUGACGUCAAGUAAAACGUGUACUCGUGACGAUAGUUGCACAAAAGAGGGUGACGAUUCGUCGAUUGAAAGGAAUGAGUUUCGUAAGGUCAAGAUCAAAAUGCCCAAGGCGUAUCAAAGCGCGCAGCGAUCGAGGGAGCGUGGUUCUACCGAAAGUAAGGCUACCUCCAGCUGCGCGUCUGUUGGUAGCGUGGGCUCUUCGCCACCGCGGCAUGCCGAUUUCGGUCAUGAGGCGGAUGUCGAUAUCGCAAGUGACGAGAACUUACAACAACCGUCAGCCAUUCCCCAUCUCGUCAGAGGUUUCUUUGGUCAACGUAGUUCAGCCUUCCAGUCGUACGAGUCGCAGCAAAACACAGCAGCACAACAAGCGACGCCUCCGCCGUCGUCAGCAGCGGGAGCAGCAGCUCUUAGUCCAACCUCAACAGUGCAGCAACCGCACCCUGGAAUUUUAGAGAACCUGCUUUUGCAACGAAUGAAUGCAGAAAAAGACAAGGCUACUCGUCAACAAGCCUCACAGAUAAGCUCAACGGGAAACGCAUCACCUUCUGCAUCUCCAUUACCGGCGCCCCCCCUGCCUGUGCGAGAACCGAUUCGAGUGAUCGUUUCAAACGAAAGUUCGCCUACUCCGCAUGCGUCACCGUCUCCUGCCGUAGCGUUGCGACGUGAGAUGCAUUCGCCAGACUCGACAGCGCCAGCUCUACAGCCACCCUCAGCCUCUUCGUCGGUCGUCGCGCCGCCCUCAAUCGGAUUGUACAGUCCCGCAGGAGCAUACGGAGCUGCUAGUUUCCCACCUGCACAUUUCCCGCCGGUGGGACCUAUUACGUCGCUACCUUCACCUUACCCUCCGCAUCAUACGUCGCCUUACGAAGUCCACUCUUCCAUGGGGCCUUCGGCACCAUUGACGCCUGUGGGCUCAUUACCUUCCGGAUAUCCCGCUCUGCCCCGUCCGUCAUCAGCAAGUCCUAGUCCUGAGCAGCAAAGCGAUGAUCGGAAGCCGGCCAUUUCACGACUGUCCCCUCCUCUGGCGCCAGGCGACUCGACCGAUGUGGAUAGCCUUCCAGGCGGCAACGCACGUGGGUUUCGGUCUUUGCCGUAUCCACUGAAGAAGAAGGAUGGUAAAAUGCACUACGAGUGUAAUAUUUGUUUUAAAACAUUUGGCCAGCUGUCCAACCUCAAGGUGCACCUUCGUACGCAUUCAGGCGAGCGACCUUUCGCGUGCUCCGUGUGUGCCAAGAGUUUUACCCAGCUGGCUCACCUGCAGAAACAUCAUCUCGUACAUACGGGGGAGAAGCCGCACCAAUGCGGUGUUUGUCAUAAACGUUUCAGCUCGACCUCAAAUCUUAAAACGCAUUUACGGCUCCAUUCUGGACAAAAACCCUACGCAUGCGAUCUUUGUCCAGCAAAGUUCACGCAGUUCGUUCAUCUCAAGUUGCAUAAGCGGCUCCACACGAAUGAGCGCCCAUAUACUUGCCACGCAUGCCAGAAGCGGUAUAUCAGUGCGUCCGGUUUGCGAACGCAUUGGAAGACAACAUCCUGCCAACCAAAUCAGGUGCUUGAUGCUGAAUUACAACGUGCUGGUCUUGACUAUACUCACAUGGAAAUCAGUGAUGAGUUUCACCGAAUUCAGAUGGAACAGCAGGCUGCCCAGGCCGCUCAGCAGGCCGCCGCCAUGGAACGGAGGUCCCCUGACAGUAGCUUUAUUGCUCCUCAACCCCUGUCCUUAGUCGGCUAUCCUGCAGCGGGUUCUGUCAGCCCACCGGGAUCAAUAUCACAGCAACAAUCAGUGAUUCGGGAAGCCAGCUCGCUAUCGACGGCAUGCCCCUCAUCGGAACGGGGCUUUCUGCCGCCUCCCCUGGCACCCCACACGCAUGGACCUCCACAUACGUCUUCGCGACUCGGUCUUAACGUCAGUGAGGUGCACUAGGGCAGCGCCAGAAUCCCCAAAAGCAUUACGAAUCUAGGAAAUGUCACGGGACAAACAAAUCUCGUUGGUCCAUCUCUGAUGAGUCCGGGAGAAAGCUGUUUGCCCCCGUCCCCCCUCGAUCCCUUACAUCUGGCCAGUCUUUGGCGGUGUUGGCUACCACCGCCAUCUCUGCCUUAAACAUGGCUUUGACAGGUGAUUCUUAUGACCUGCACUGCUUCAGAUCAACCACUCCAUUUUCGGAACAAUCAACUACCCUAGUCACUCAACCAAUCACGUCGAGGUUAGGGAAAAUCGUCGUAAAAAAAAUGCGUCACCUUUCCCGACGGUAGUCGGAAUUAUUCCCGACAUAUUUGUGUUGUUCGAAGUCUAAUGAGCCAGCCGUACUAUAGGACACUAGUCCGAUAAAGUUCUGGUCGAGGAGCACACAAGCUGAAAAGGCCGGAAGGGUCUCGACUUUCUACCCAUGUGAUAUAAAUAGCAGCUGAGGAGUAUAUAUAUAUAUAUAUAUAUAUAUAUAUAUAUAUAUAUAUAUAUAUAUAAUAGACAUACAUACAUGAUUAUAGCAAGCUGUGGUUUUGACCUUUAGUUACCAUUAUUAUUUGUUAGAUGCGGGACAUCAAUUCGAUUCUCACGGUGACUAUAUACUAACAUCUCCAAGGCAAGGACUAAUUUAUGAGUAAGAAACGCGAAAAGGAUCAUUUACGAGUAAAGUUUAUAUUGUGAACUAGAAUAGAAAUAUUCUUUUUGUUCAAGCAAGCGACGGAGUUCAUGUUUAGUUACGUAGAGUGACAUUCAACUACCGAGUUUAUCCCUUAGCGCAUCAGCUUUAUGCUGCCGUGCAGGGUGAAGAACGGAAAAGAUAUCAAUAAUAACAAUACCCUUUUAUUGAUAUUCUGCUGUUAUCCGUAUAUAAACGUAUAUAUAUAUAUAUAUAUAUAUAUAUAUAUAUAUAUAUACAUACACA